This is a messenger RNA of Acanthopagrus latus (yellowfin seabream), 2361 nucleotides long. It is a transcript of the gene bin2a, whose product is annotated as bridging integrator 2a. The record is from RefSeq and is a predicted model, not a curated record. Bases 271 to 1656 code for a protein of 461 amino acids. Gene Ontology annotation, cellular component: plasma membrane; cytoplasm; phagocytic cup. The transcript has 13 exons. Lineage: Eukaryota; Metazoa; Chordata; Actinopteri; Spariformes; Sparidae. Gene Ontology annotation, molecular function: phospholipid binding; protein binding. Gene Ontology annotation, biological process: phagocytosis, engulfment; plasma membrane tubulation; podosome assembly.
AGAGAGAGGCUGUAGAGUCAGGGAAGUUGGGACAUGGGCAUGGCGGGUGGCUCAACUUGUUGCAGAGAAAGGCGUGUUCAAUAAAUCUUUUACCCAGGAUACUGUGGACAAUUGGUUCCAAAGUUCAAGGGUAAAAUCUUACGGAGCACAGCGCACGGCGGAGAACCCGGAGAGGACGAGCAGAGGGAGAAGUGUCGCCGGACUCGUUUGUGACUUUAUAAAGAAAUCGGACAUCGGUGUCGACAGGAACAAACACAGUCAAUACUGAACAUGGCAGACAACACGAGUCCCAAAGGCAGCUCUGGUGACUUUGCCAAAAAAGUCCAGAGGCAGCUGAGCCGAGGCAAAGAAAAGGUGCUGCAGAAGCUGGGGAAGGCCGAGGAGAGCAGAGAUGAACAAUUUGAACAUUGUCUCCGACAGUUUAACGACCAGCAGACUGAUGGGAACAGAAUAUACAAAGACCUGAGGAACUACAUCAACGCAGUCAGAGAUAUGCGUGAAGCUUCAAGACGCCUCUCCCAGUCUCUGUUUGAUUCUUAUGAAUCUACCUGGGCUGGAGAGGAAGACUUAGGAGGCAUCGUGGAGGGGGAGGAUCUCCUGUGGAACGACUACGAGGUGAAGCUAUUAGACCAGGCCGUACGCAACAUGGAGACCUAUGUGAGCCAAUUCCCAGAUGUCAGGGAGAAAAUAGCCAAAAGGGGAAGAAAACUAGUCGACUACGACUCUACCCGUCACCACCUGGAGGCACUGCAGUCUGCAAAGAAGAGGGACGAUAUCAAGAUAAACAAGGCAGAUGAGGAGAUGAAAGCUGCCAAAAACGUGUAUGAAGGCAUCAACAACGAAUUAAAAGACGAGCUGCCUGGGCUUUUUGAAAGCCGUAUUGGAUGCUACAUUUCCGUCUUCUCCGCUGUAUCAAAUCUACGAGAAAUCUUCUAUAAGGAGAUGAGUGUGCUCAAUGGGGAUCUACAGAAUGUGUUGAAGGAGCUGCAGGCUCAGCAUCCCGACAAAGUGUUUGAAGUGAGGGGACUGCAGCGGUAUGGCUCCCUGAGGAGACGAACUCUGAUGUCUCCUAAGGCCUGGAAAGCCAGCUUCUCCGAGUUUCACAGGAGCUACAGCCCUAAAACAGGCCAGAGGUUCAGUUUCAGGUCCCCGGACAAACCUCGCCACAGUACUCUGUCCAGGGAGGGCAGCACUCUGUCCAGAGACGGCAGCACCUAUGGAGUCUCCUCACAGUCCUCUAUCAUAGAGACCCCGUCCUCCGAGUCCCGGGACCUGGACGCAGGGUCGAGCCACAGCGAGAUCACCGGUUCAUCCGCAGAGGAAGACAGCAGUCAAGUGGAAAAGGAGAAGGGCACACAGGAGGAAGAGUCUGAGCCUCCUGCAGAGUCUGACAACAAGGGAGACGGGGAGAAAGCUCCAAGUGAGAGCAGCUCUGAACUGAACAUCUCCUGUGAUUCAGUGAGUUUGGAUCUCCAGCUGUCUGCAGCCGACGGCCCGCUGCACAUCGAGGAAAGAGACGACAGCCCCGUAGGCCUCAACACGUCCAAACCAAACGGCCUGGAGAACGGGGAAGUUUCUGGGGUGAAGGACCUCAGCAUUUCUCACAAGGAUGCUCCUGCAGAAAAAUCUCCUGACCCGAAAAGCACAACCGUUUAAAGUGUUAAGACUGUAACACAAGCAGAGAAACACAGCAGAGAUUGAAGUCAGCAGCUGCACGAGGGGGAAAAAAAAAUGCGGAGACAGCCGCACUGAAGUGUCCAACUGUGCUGUCAGGAGCGACGUUCUGUGCCUCGACUUGUUGGUGUUAGUUUUCUUAUUUAUCUGUUCUAGAAAUCAAUUGUACACACAGCAAAAACAGUGAUGUGAAACUUAAUCUGUCAUAUUUUUCAUCUUAAUAAUCCAGAUACAUUUGUGCUUAAGUCAUUUUUUUUUCGAACGUUAUCCCACAGAUUAUAUUCUGCAGCAAACAGGAAAAUAUCAGAGUCGUUGUCUUGUAAAUCUAAUGUUUGCAGAGAUACAAACAUGAGGUUUUCAUGGUGUGUUCACUGUAUAGGAAGGAACUGAGCUGAACUCUUAUUGCCACCGACCAAAAAGAAAGACAGAAACUAUGUUGAGUUUUUAAUUCUUUCCUUUUUUCUUGGCAGGGAUUUGUUAUCUGAACUUAAUAACUGAACGUAUGUCUCGUCACUUUAACUCAUAAAAUCUGUUAAUUAUCUCUACACUUACAAUUAUCUGAAGAUAAAACAUUGUGUAACACUGAACUUGAUUUUAAUAACCUGUUGAAUAUGCACUGACCCUCCUGGGUGAAGCUGAUGGAUGGAUGGAUGUAUAUGAUAAAUAAAAAAAUGCAUUUAAUUUAAA